GCCCUCAACCUCCUCCUGCCCACUGUCCAUACCCUCGUUCUAAAUAUCACGAAUGAUCAAUUUCGCAAGGCCGUCUUCCAAAACCUCCGUACCACCUGCUUGCACCUCAAAGUCUUGAAUUUAUAGGCGUGGUUGACACACUGGCAACCUCAGAAUUGGAGUCCCUCCUGUUCAGCUAUCCUGAGGGUCUCACCGAACUUUCGAUCAGAUGCUUCCGUGAAAACAUCUCAAACGCCUUGCUCGAGGCUAUCGCUGUGUGGCCACGUCUCCAAUACCUCACUCUCCAGAUAGGAUUCAAAAGCAUGCCUCUCCAUGCACCCCAGCCUUUUCAGGCACUUACUCACCUGCAUAUGUCAUGCGAGAGUCUGAGCCUUUUCUCAUCCUUGCUGCAUUCUAUUUCCGGGACGGAUUCUGGUACCUCCGGAUUCCCAAACCUCAAGAAAAUUUACAAUAUCGCACUCCAUUGCGGUCCCACCAGUAUCUGGUCCGAACUCCUCACUAUCCUCACACGCACAAAGCUAGAGCACAUCUCGAUCAUCGAGAAAUGUAAUCCUGAGCCCAAGCCGUGCUAUACAGGACCAACAUUUUUUGAGCUUCGCCCCUUCCUCGCCCGCCCUACCACACUCGUAAAUAUCAAAACCCUCCUCAUCUUCCCCGCCCACGGCGGAUCCAUUAUACUUACAGAUGCCGAUGUCCACACGCUUGCUCAUGCAUGCCCGCACCUCUAUUCUCUUAGCCUAGGGAAUCACAACACACCUGUGUCCUUGGGUGCCCUGGGUUACAUUGUGAGACGCUGUCGUGAGCUAUGCGAAAUCUCGCUACGUGUGGACGCGCGGCUCGAUGCGCUCGGCACAAUACCUCUGGACGAUGACGAGCAAAUGUAUCUACAACCCAAUAGACGUCUGAUGAGGCUAGCCAUUGGAGGGUCACCCAUUGCAUGUGUGGGUCCGUUGAACCCGCCGACUGCACCAGACCUGAUGAUGUCGAUCCCACGGUUCCUGCACAUGAUAGCACCGCGACUUGUCAAAAUAUCCUUAGAGUCGCAUUUCGUGUGGACACGUUACAGGUACAGGGAAAUGAAGACAGCGAAUGAUACGGAGAGGUGGGAGAAGGUGAAGGAUGUCUUGUCGGAGUUGGCACAAGGGGACACUGACUGAUGGUUUUGAUUUUCUUGUCGGUGAGAGCAAUGUCAUGAGUAGAAGAAUAUGUCAUAACACCACGCGGGCUACGAACAGCACAGCAAUACCUAGAGAAUUGACAAGUGUAAUAGUAUGGACGUAGUAUAUUGACCGCUGCUUAUCGAGUCCACCACUCUCGCGCUCUGGACCGAACGAGUAGCUUGAUCAAAAAGGCGCGGCUCGUGCUUGAGCUUCUCCGUUCAGCGCAAGAAAGGCUAGAAAAUCUGUGGUCAACUUGCUAGUGAUGAUUGUGAUAUGUAUUUUGCCAUACAUUGUGUUUAUCAUGUAAAUGAUCUCCAAAGGACAUAUUACCUACAAGUC
Messenger RNA from Suillus discolor, 1499 nucleotides. RefSeq lists its product as uncharacterized. The transcript is spliced from 2 exons. Lineage: Eukaryota; Fungi; Basidiomycota; Agaricomycetes; Boletales; Suillaceae. The record is from RefSeq and is a predicted model, not a curated record. The annotation marks the transcript as partial.